AUGCAGAGAAUUAGAAAAAAGAAUUGUAAUGGUUAUGAUGUUAGUGUUUUCGACGGUAGUGCAUCUGUUGAAAAUGAUGACUUUUUUGAUGAAGACAAUGGCCAUAAUGAGGAUGGUAAUGACAACAAUUCCGGUAAUAGAAAUAACAAUAGCAAUAGCAACAGCAAUAACAAUAACAACAACAAUAACAAUGGUGAUGACACAUCAGAGACAGUCAAUGCAUUAGAUUUCUUAUUAGAAGAUCAGCCAACUCAAACUCAAAGAUUUCAACCAACACAACCAACAUUAAAUAAUAAUAAUAAUAGUAAACAAACAUUAGAAGAAGAUGAAGAAGAAGAAAUAUAUAAUCCAAUUAAUAUAGUCAUUCAUAAUAAUAGUAAUAAUAGUAAUAAUAAUAAGAAAAGUAAAUUAGAUGAAUAUGAUUUACAAUAUGAAGAUUUUGAUAAUGAUGGUGGCGGUGGUGAUGAUUAUGAUUAUGAAGCUGAUGAUCAACAAGCCAAUAGUAAAGAGAAAAGAAAUAAGAAAACAGCCGCUAAAAGUAAAAGAUCAACGAGAAAAAAGAAAGAAAAGAAGAGUAAUCUGGAUUUUAUUGUUGGUGUAAUAGAUGAAAGCGCAAUCAAUAGUGUAUCUACAGAUACUGGUAAAAGAACAAGAAGAGCCACUGGUAGAAGCAUAAGAUUGGUUGACGAGGAUGAGGAUCAAAAGCAACAACAACAGUCAAUAGUAUCAAGAACAAGAUUACAAAGACAGAAAGAAGAGAAAGAGAAAGAGAAAGAAAAAGAAAAACAAAGAAAGAUUAAAGAGAAAGAGAAGAAGAAUAAGAAGAAUAGUAAUAACAAUAAUAAUGAGACAAAGAAAGUAACAUCUAGAAAGAAUGGUAGAUUGAUAUUGAAUGAAGACGAAGAAGAAUAUGAUGAUGAUAUGGUUUUAGAUUAUGAGGAGGAAGAAGAAGAAGACAAAGAAGAGAAUGAGGAAGAGCGAGUUGAAGAGCAAGAGAGCGAAGAUGAAUCAGAUUCAAUGGAUAUCAAGCAGAAUGAAACAAAGAAUAGUGAUGAUGAAGAACUAUCAAAUCUAUGGGUUGGUGGCAAAGUUGCAGAGAUCAAUGAUCUAUCUUACUAUCGUGGUAUCAAGUUGAAUGGAAUAGACUACUAUGUUGAUUUCACUAUUGAGGCAGACGAUCUCAUUGCUAAUCGAUAUGCAUCUGGACCAUCAAUGAUAUUCAAGCUAUCUGCUUUGUGGCAAUCGAACGACGAUCAAAUACCAUAUGCAGAGUUGACAGUCAUCAAUAGAUUCAUCAGUAGGAACAGCAACAACAACACUAGUCAAAGCAGUCAGAAUAACUUCAGAUCUAAACCAAGACCACCUGUUUCAAGGAGUAGAGAUAUAUCGUUGGAUCAGUGUGUAGUGCCAACCAAAGAAGUUAUCAUUAGAAAGAUAUCGAAUCUCGGUGGUGUUAGACACUGUACUGUCGAGCCAUUGUCAGUGUAUCGCACAAGAGAGUACUUCCCAAGGAAUGCAUACUAUUGUGACGAUUCCAACGAUAGGCUGUUGAGCUACAAGGGACCAAAGAGAAGAGCAUACGACUCGAUUACAUUGGUAUCACCACCUGCAUCACAAGUCAAUGCCUCUGGUAGUACCAGUCUAGAGUAUGACAUAUUCAUACCGAUCAAUAAUAAUAAGCAACUGAUAAAGAAACUGAACAGUAAUACCACAACUAGCCAGGAAGUUGAACAAGACUCGUCGGAUGAACUUAAUACUACUUGGGGUGGUGGAGGUGGUGAUGAUAGCUAUGAAGAUAGUGAUCCAUUUCCAACUAGUGAUGAAGAAAAUGAUAGAGAUAAUCAGUUGGAUAGUGAUUGUCAGGUUAAUAGUGAUGAUGACAAUGACAAUGAUAAUGAUCAGUUACUAUUAUUGGACAAUGGUGGUGGUCCAGCAAAGAAAGAGAGUAGAAAGAGACUGCGAAAGAUAAUGCCAGAGGAUAUUUAUGCAAAGGAAGAUUCACUGGAUUUGGGUGGAAUAGACAAGUCUAUAAAGUUGAAGGAUAGAGAUAGGAAGAGAGUCAAAAGCGCAAUGUCAGACCUUAAAGAUAGUAGAAAACAACGUGCAACUCAACAAAAGAAACAAAAGAAAGAACUUCUACAACAACAAAAACAACAACUACAGAUUAGUGAUAAAAUGGAUAGUGAUAUUAUUGUUCUAGAUGAAGAUGAUAACAACAAUGACAACUAUAGUAAUAGUAGUGGCAGCAGUCUACAUCUACCUUCACCAAUGCUAGCUUCCAACUUGAAUUUGGGUGAUAGUCACACAACUGAUGGUGUCAACAGCGGCAACAAAAAGAGUAAGAGUGGUAGUAAGAAGGUUAAGGUUACUAGUAAACCUACUUUGGAUUUCAGUGGUGGUAGCAGCGAGGAUGAAAGAAGAGGUGCCUAUCAGAAAGUGGAAUUGACCGAGGAAGAUAAAGAAGUGAUAAAGAAUUCAAAGUUGAAUUGGGAGUUGAGCGGUUUUGCUAACCCGCAGAAGAUGUCUGUCAGGAGAGCGACACUGCAGUUUGAAGGUCCGUCGUUAGCCACUCAAAUGAUGGACGAUGCAAUCAAACAGUUGGCACGUGAGCAACACGCAAACAGGAAGCAAACAAAGAUUCAUAGCUUUUUCAACAAGACCAACAAGUCGCCAUUACAGCAAGAGUUGGACGACCAUCAAGCUCAUCGUGCGUCACAACCUACACAUUUCAUUCGACAGAUCUUCGAUGUCGAUAACGAUACAUUCUUUAUACCAAAAGAUAAGAAAGAUAAGGAGAAAGAGAAAGAUAAAGAUAAACAACAAAAGAAUGUUUUCAGUGGUGGUAGUAGUAGUGGAAGUAGUGGAAGUAACAGUGGAAAAGUAGAGCAAGAUGAACCCUAUUUCAAAAAGGUGAAUGAAUUGACAUUCCUGUUGCCAAACGGGGAGGUUGCGCCAAAGUCACAAUCUACCAAUAUAUCGCCGACCAAGAAGAAGUUGUCUGGAGCCGGUGUUUUGCUGGGUGGAAGUCAGCGACGUGUGUCUAGUGGCUAUUUCGUUGAUAAUAUCGUUAGUGACGAUGAAGGUGAUGAUUACGAAUAUGACGAUUUUGUUGUCAACGAUGAAGAUGCGUCAGCCAGUGAGAAUGAACAAGAGGAAGAUGCUGAAGAGGAAGAAGAAGAAGAAGAGGAAUUCAAAUUAAAGACCAAUACCAAGAAUAAGAAUAAUAAGAAAAAUAGUGAAAGAAGAGGAAGUAGAUUGAUAAAGAAGAAGAAUAUAGAUAAAUCACCAAUUAAUUUUGAUGAAUUCGACAUUACAAGCAAGAGUAGUAAUAAUAAUAAAAAGUCAGGACCUGCAGAUAUCGAUCUACUAGAUAACGAAGAAGAAGACAGAGCAGCAAAUCAUCAAUCAACAUUCUUGGAUAGGUAUCUAAAUGAAACAGAUAGCCAGAUUUACCAAUCACAACAUCAGAAGGUCGAUGAACAACCAACCAACAACAUUGAUCUAUCAGAUUCAGACAAUAUACAAAAGAUUAAAUCUAUUAAUAAUUAUAAUUCAGAUGGAGAACAAGAGCAAGAUGAAGAGCAAGAUGAUGAUGAUGAAGAAGAAGAGGAAGAAGUAGAUAUCAAUUAUUAUAGAUCGUUAAAUAAGAAUUUGACACCAACAAAAAUCAAAGAACAAGUUAAACAUCAGUUCUCAAAGAAAUUUACAACCAAAGAAUCAUUCGAUAUCUUAUUGCAGUAUAUUGUUAGUUGUAUAUUAGAUAAAGACUUUAUUAACUCUGUAUUUGAUAGUGAUGAUAAUUAUUUCUUAGAUGCAAUUGAAAAGAUUGAAAUGACAGUGGUCGGUAGAAAAGAUACAUUGGUUCGAAGUAGUGUUUGGCAAACGGGUUUCUUUGACGACUUGCAGUACAGACCACAAUAUUCAUUGCUAUACAACGAUGAUAUCAAAGAUUCAACUGAAAUGAGAUGUCAAUCAUGUAAGCGUGCUACUCAUUCCGUUACCGCAGCCAUCGUUCUCUCUGGUAAAUCUUAUGAAGUCGGUGAUUUCUGGAAAGGCUAUUUCUGUAGACCCGAAAAGUUACAGAUAAACUUAACUGAACCAAAACAGAAAAUGUAUCAUCUUGGAUCUCAUUGUUUUAAGAAAACAUCGUUGUUCCACGAGCUGCAUCACUAUCCGUUUACUCUUUAUAAUACGAUCAAGAAACAAGUUAGAAAGUAUCAACAUAUCAAUCCAGACUCUUCAAUACCCGAUAUACUGGAUCAUUUCAUUUCUGAUGAUCAUUGGACUAAUAGUUUAUUCCUACAAUUAGAAUCACUUUUACAAUCAGCGGAUGAAUUAGGUUUAUUAAAAUGA
This is a messenger RNA of Heterostelium album PN500, 4353 nucleotides long. RefSeq names its product DUF4211 domain-containing protein. Lineage: Eukaryota; Evosea; Eumycetozoa; Acytosteliales; Acytosteliaceae. The transcript is spliced from 4 exons. The coding region runs from base 1 to 4353 and encodes 1450 amino acids. Gene Ontology annotation, cellular component: nucleus. The record is from RefSeq and is a predicted model, not a curated record.